AUGGCUUACAGCGAUACUAAGCACGUUGCCAUUAUCGGCUGUGGCACAAUCGGCCGCCAGGUUGCUCUAGUCUACGGUCAACACAACCGCAGAGUGACUUUGUACGAUAAAAACGAAGACGUUGCGCAGGAUGCUCUGCACUGGAUUGAGUCACAGCUCGAUCAAAAAGCGAACCAGCCCAAUCAUGUGAAGAUCACCCGAGACCUAAAAGACGCCGCCGAGAAUGCGUGGAUGGUAACCGAGUGCAUUGCCGAGGACAUCGAUGCCAAGAAGCAAUUGCUGAACACCUUGAGCUCUUUGUGCGCUUCGAACAUAAUCAUCACGACAAAUUCAUCCUCGAUUCGCAGCAGUGUCCUGGUCGAAGGUAUCACAGCUGCGAGCCAACGUCGCAUUCUGAACGCUCAUUACUUUCCUCCAGCGCAGGGGCCUUUCGUCGAACUCAUGUCAUGCGGACAAACAAGCCCUGCUGUUAUCGAAUCUCUGACGCAGGAGCUCCGCGAGAUCGGGCGUCGUCCGGUGGUCUGCCGAGCCGACUCGACGGGGUUCAUCAUGAACCGUAUCUGGGCGGCGGUCAAGCGUGAGAUCAUGAUGGUGCUUGCGGAUGGCGCGGGAAGCCCGACGGAUAUUGAUGCGAUGCUCAAGCAGGCCAUGCAAGCCAAGUAUGGGCCCUGCGAGCUCAUGGAUUUUGUGGGCUUGCAGACAGUGUGCGACAUUGAGGAGAUUUAUCUCAAGGAACGAACGUACCUCCCGUCUUACGCACUGACAUUCUUCCGAGAGAACUAUGUGAAGUCAGGCACUGGUAGGUUGCGGCCCCCGUCACGGGAAGAAGACGAGAAGCAGGCGGGUCACAGUCGACUUCGGGAUCGAUUGUUGGGAGCUUGGGACCUGGUGGAGUGCACAUCGGUGUCCAGUUCCCGGCCAGGCUCCCAGCAAAAAGAUCAUCCUUUAGGCAGAGAGAUCGGCAGAGAGAUAUCGGGCCACUUGAUCUACAGCGAGGCGGGUUAUGUCUCCGCGCAGCUGCGAAUUCCCGGCCAAGCUGAGUUCAAGUCGGUUGACUAUUGGACUGCCACGCCCGAGGAGCAUUCCCAGGCGGCCCGACGGUAUUUCGCAUACUCCGGUCAAUUCUACGUGGAUGACGAUAGCGAGAAACCAGCCGUUCAGCAUCGAUUUACACACUGUAUCUACCCGAACAUGAUUGGGCAACUGGAAAGACGGCUUGUACAUCUUGAGACGGAUAAUGGUUGCGAUAUAUUGAGGCUCACCCCGGAGGAACCGACGAUCACCCCUGAAGGGAGGAAGAUCAUUCCUGAGUUGACAUGGAGGCGCUUGCCGGUGAAUAAUCGAUGUGUAUGA
This is a messenger RNA of Aspergillus aculeatus ATCC 16872, 1353 nucleotides long. RefSeq lists its product as uncharacterized. The transcript has a single exon. The coding region runs from base 1 to 1353 and encodes 450 amino acids. Gene Ontology annotation, biological process: fatty acid metabolic process. NCBI's taxonomy places the organism in Eukaryota, Fungi, Ascomycota, Eurotiomycetes, Eurotiales, Aspergillaceae. Gene Ontology annotation, molecular function: oxidoreductase activity, acting on the CH-OH group of donors, NAD or NADP as acceptor; NAD+ binding. The record is from RefSeq and is a predicted model, not a curated record.